This is a messenger RNA of Leptopilina boulardi, 1498 nucleotides long. It is a transcript of the gene SPARC, whose product is annotated as SPARC. The transcript is spliced from 6 exons. The coding region runs from base 205 to 1101 and encodes 298 amino acids. Gene Ontology annotation, biological process: anatomical structure development. The record is from RefSeq and is a predicted model, not a curated record. NCBI's taxonomy places the organism in Eukaryota, Metazoa, Arthropoda, Insecta, Hymenoptera, Figitidae. Gene Ontology annotation, molecular function: extracellular matrix binding; collagen binding; calcium ion binding.
GGGGUUGGAAGAACGAUGAGAUCAUCUUGAAGCAGAAAGACUUCUGGACUUAUUAACUCAACUCAGACUCUACAGUUAGUACCGGUCCCUUGACCGUUUCGGAUGAUUUUCUUCUUUUUCGUUCGCCGCGAGUAAAACAAGAGAAGCUGCAGAGAGAAGGACCAAUUUGUUCAGUAAACUGGAGAACCGACCACUCGCAUCACAAUGAGGUCGAAAUUUCAAUUGGUCAUUAUCGGAUUUGUCCUAUUUGCUCUUCUGGUUCUUGAUUCUUCUGAGGGUAGACGAAACAGUCGUCGUCGAACAACGACACAAAAGCCAACUCUACAGGAUGAGAUGAUGAAUAUGCUCGAGGCGGAUGAAUUAGUCGAGGAUGCUGAAAGAUCUAUGGCUAAGGAUGAUGAUAGUCGAAUGAGGCCAAUGCCUCUUCAAGUUGAUCCAUGUCUCGACAAGCAUUGUGGUGCUGGACGAGUUUGUAAAAUAUCAGAAGAAGGAAUGGGUGAAUGUGUUUGCAUAGAGAAAUGCGAUGAAGAAAUCGAUCCCAGACGUAAAGUUUGCACAAAUUACAACGAAACCUUUGGCAGUGACUGCGAAGUUUAUCAAGCUCGUUGCUUUUGCGAUUCUGGAGAUUCUAGAUGUAGAGGUCCUGAUUAUCAGCAUAUUCACAUUGAAUAUUACGGCGAAUGCCGUCAAAUGCCAGCAUGCAAAGAAGAAGAUAUGCUUGAUUUUCCAAGGCGAAUGCGUGACUGGCUUUUCAAUAUUAUGCGCGAUUUGGCCGAUCGUCAAGAGCUUCCGUCACACUAUUUGAAAAUGCAAAGAGAGGCCGAAACAAAUCAUACACUUCGUUGGUCGAACGCCGCAAUUUGGAAAUGGUGUGAUCUUGAUGGCCAUCCUCAUGAUAGAACUGUUUCACGACAUGAACUUUUUCCAAUUAGAGCACCUUUAAUGGCACUUGAACAUUGCAUUGCGCCUUUCCUUGAUUCUUGCGAUGUUAAUGACGAUCACAAAAUCAAUCUCACCGAAUGGGGAAAAUGUCUACAACUUGAAGAGAGUGAUUUGGAGGAUAAAUGCGAUGAGUUAGCAGAUGCUGCGGGAGAGCAAUAAUAAAAAUUGAUUACAGCGUUGUGUCAGAAUCAGAUCCAAAAAAAAGGAGAAAAGUGAAAAUUAAAAUGAAAAAAAAAAAUUGAAACGAUUUAUUUAAAAACAACGUACAUUGGAGAGUUGAGACAAUGAUUGGACAUGCGCCGUAUUUCAAAAUGAACAAACUGCCAUAGUUACGAUUCUACAAAAAACUUUUUUAGAACAGUUUCCAUUUUAACAGUCAUAUAACACUGCAUCUCCUUUCCUAAUUUUCCUUUUUGUAAGUACCAAAUUCUAUUUCCUAUAUACAAAUGAAAAAAUCUUUCCUUUCAUUACAGCAAAUUAUUUUGAUUUUUACUUUUUUAAAAAAACAAACGUGCCUUAUAAUCAUGAGAUUUUUCAAAUAAAAUAUGAAAUAAUA